CGCCCGGGGCAGCGGAGCAGACCCGCCGCGCCUUCCUUCCUGCGGAGCCCGUGGGACAGCGCCGGCAGCAGCAUGACUUCGGCGGCGGUGGAAAUUUUGGGGCUGGGACUGGGCAUCCUGGGCUGGGUGGGGGUGAUCGUGGCCUGCGGGUUGCCCAUGUGGCAGGUGUCGGCCUUCAUCGGCGGGAACAUCGUGGUGGCGCAGACCAUCUGGGAAGGGCUGUGGAUGAGCUGCGCGGUGCAGAGCACGGGGCAGAUGCAGUGCAAGGUGUACGAUUCCAUCCUGGCGCUGCCGCCCGAGGUGCAGGCGGGCCGGGCGCUCACCGUCAUCGUGGCGCUGCUGGGGCUGGUGGCGCUGCUGGUGACCGUGGUGGGCGCGCAGUGCACCAACUGCAUCCGACCCGGCAAGAUGAAGUCCCGCAUCGUGAUCGCCGGCGGGGCCGUCUACAUCCUCUGCGGGGUCCUGGUCCUCAUCCCGCUCUGCUGGUUCGCCAACAUCGUCAUCAGCGAUUUCUACGACCCCAGCGUGCCGUCGUCCAAGAAGCGGGAGAUGGGGGCCGCGCUCUACAUCGGCUGGGCGGCCACGGCCCUGCUGCUCUUCGGGGGCUGCCUCAUCUGCUGCUGCUCCUGCUCCCAGCGCGACGAGACCUCCUUCCCCGUCAAGUACUCGGCGCCGCGGCGGCCCACGUCCAACGGCGAGUACGACAAGAAGAAUUACGUCUGAGCGGGGCUGGCCCGCUCCGCGGCCCCGCGGGGCACGGACAGACGGCUGCGGCCCGGGAGCGUCUGCGGGGAGCUCCAGCGCUCCCCUGCCUGGAGGCUUUUCUUAGCGGGGACCCCCGUGAAGCGGCGGCCCUAGGCAGGGCAGCGCCCCGCUGCCCUCCAGCCCGGCUCCCCGGCGGGUCCGGCCGCUCCGCUGCGGGCAGCGCCGCGCUCGGCGCCGCCGGCUCCCGGUACUGACCGACCGCGCUGCCGGCCGAGCAAAGCCCUCCGCGAACCAGCGUCGGGAACCGAGGAGCCCCGGCGAGUCACGGCGGCGUUUGCCGGGACGCUCCGUCCGGGCUUCGCCGCCGCCG
Melospiza georgiana is the source of this 1075-nucleotide messenger RNA. RefSeq names its product claudin 5 (gene CLDN5). Gene Ontology annotation, cellular component: plasma membrane; bicellular tight junction. NCBI's taxonomy places the organism in Eukaryota, Metazoa, Chordata, Aves, Passeriformes, Passerellidae. The record is from RefSeq and is a predicted model, not a curated record. The transcript has a single exon. The coding region runs from base 73 to 723 and encodes 216 amino acids. Gene Ontology annotation, biological process: bicellular tight junction assembly; cell adhesion. Gene Ontology annotation, molecular function: structural molecule activity.